This is a messenger RNA of Odontomachus brunneus, 910 nucleotides long. Its product is annotated as prenylated Rab acceptor protein 1. Lineage: Eukaryota; Metazoa; Arthropoda; Insecta; Hymenoptera; Formicidae. The transcript has 5 exons. The coding region runs from base 164 to 778 and encodes 204 amino acids. Gene Ontology annotation, cellular component: Golgi apparatus. The record is from RefSeq and is a predicted model, not a curated record.
CGUCAUCUGCUAGCUCGCAUUUCAGAUUUACAGUACAGAUUUACGGAAAACAACUACGAUCCGUUAUACGCUACAAAUGUUUUGAAACGCCGUAUAGACCAAUCAUGUUCUUUUCUCAAGCAUUUUAAAACAUUUACAGCGUCUAGUGGAUCAUUCUCGUUAAAUGGAAAUCAUGGUGAAAGUAGAAGUUCCGGUAGGGGAAAUGCAGGUUCCGCCACAAAAAUAUAAAACUACAAAUGGAUUUGAAUUUCUUCAACUGCCUCAACUGCCACUUGAGCAAAUAGGUUAUCCUCAAGCCCAGAACUGGAUUGAACACAGAAAAGCUAACAUUCGACCAUGGUCAUUAUUUGUCAAUACAAACAAUAUUAGACCACCUCCUAAUAUAACAAGAUUGAGUAAACGAAUUGUGAAGAACAUUGAAUACUUUCAAAGCAAUUAUCUAUUUGUAUUUGUUGGGCUUGUCAUCUAUUGCUUGAUAACUUCACCUCUAUUAUUAUUAACUGUUGUUGCGUCCCUUGGAAUAUGCUACAAGCUUUCUCAGCGGCAUUCUAAACAAGAGCUAACAAUAUUAAAUAUGAAACUGACUUUAGCACAGGUAUAUUCCUUAGUUGGAAUUUGUUCGCUGCCUGUAUUUUACUUAGUUGGUGCACAUGCAGCUGUAUUUUGGGUACUUGGAGUUUCUUGGUUUUUGAUAACUCUUCAUGCUGCUUUUUAUAACAUUGAUGCAGUAUUAUGUCCAGGAGAAGAAGAAUUGAAUGCAUUGGUUCAAGUAGUGUGAUCUGUUAAAUUAUUCUAUAUUUUGUAGAAGAAUAGUUUAUAUAUAAACAUAAAAAAAUAUGUACAUAUAUAUAUAUAUAUAUACACACAAUGUCCAUGAUAUACGUAAUUAAACAUUUAAAGUGACUCCUUU